Helianthus annuus (common sunflower) is the source of this 1558-nucleotide messenger RNA. Its product is annotated as gibberellin 20-oxidase-like protein. Gene Ontology annotation, molecular function: dioxygenase activity. The transcript is spliced from 2 exons. Lineage: Eukaryota; Viridiplantae; Streptophyta; Magnoliopsida; Asterales; Asteraceae. The record is from RefSeq and is a predicted model, not a curated record. Bases 200 to 1153 code for a protein of 317 amino acids.
CGUCUUUAUUAGAACUCAUAUUCUACAUUUAUUUAAUACCAAAUCAUGUGAAGCUUAUGAUCUAGGGUCCCAAAAGUAGGUACAAUGGUGUAUUAAAUAUAACUACAGUUAUUAUUAUAGUUAUAAACUGUCUCUUACAAACUGCAAAUGGGUUUAUAAGUUUCAUGCAAACCAACUCUCUUGUACAUUAAAGUUCACCAUGCCUGCAUCAAAAACUUCCAUAGAACUUCCUGUUUUUGAUGUAUCUAAACCCUUAACCCCAUCUAGCCUUUCCUCCCUAUCAUUAGCCUGUGAAGAAUGGGGUUUCUUUCACAUAAUCAACCAUGGAAUCUCCAAAGAGCUUUACAACAACCUUCGUUUCCUAUCGAAUCAGCUUUUUGAUCUACCGUAUGAACAAAAACUCAAAGCAGGCCCAUCAUCAAACAUAAAAACCUACACUCCUCAUUUCAUUGCCUCCCCUUUUUUUGAGUCCAUUCGUGUUUCCGGGCCUGAUUUCUUUGCAUCAGCCCGUAGCUCCGCUGAAGUGCUGUUGAACCAGCCAACGUCGGAAUUCAGUGAGGUGUUGAGAGAAUAUGGGAUGAAAAUGAGGAGUCUAUCUAAUAAAAUCAUUGAGAUGUUGUUGAUGUCUUUGGGGAAUGAUUUUGAAAAGAAGUUCGAACCCGAGUUUUCUAGCUCCGAAGGGUAUUUGAGGAUUAAUAAUUACUCCCCACCCGAGAUCAUUGAAAAAGACGUUGAAGGGCUCGGUAUGCACACUGACAUGAGCUGUAUAACAAUUGUUUAUCAGGAUGAAAUUGGCGGGCUUCAAGUGAGAUCCAAACAAGGAAAAUGGAUGGAUAUUGAGCCGUGUGCGGAGACACUAGUUGUAAAUAUUGGAGACUUGAUGCAAGCUUGGAGUAAUGGGAAGUUAAGGUCAUCUGAGCAUAGGGUUGUUUUAAAAGAACGGAAAAACCGGUUUUCGCUUGCUUUCUUUUGGUGUUUUGAGGAUAAUAAGGUUGUUUUUGCUCCUGAUGAAGUUGUGGGUGAGAAAGGUUUGAGAGGCUAUAGACCAUUCUUGUGUGGUGAUUACAUGAAAUUUAGAGAAAACAGUGAGAAAGGGAAGUUUGAGAAAGUUGGGUUCACUGUUAAAGAUUUUGCAAGUACUGAAUAUGUGUAAGUACUUGACACACUCAUCAUAUACGGACCCAGAAAUUAUUUGUUGGGGGUGCAGAUGAGAUGUUCAAGCAUAUUUUCAAGGGGUGCGGUCGGGUUCUUUUGCCUAAAAUACACUAAUUUUUUUUUCAAGGGGUGCGGCCGCCCACCCUGGCCAAAGGGUAGGUCCGCCCCUGAUCAUAUAUAUAUCUGGUGCAUGAUUAUAAAUACAGGUAAUAUUAUUAUGAAUUGCAUGGACAUUGUGAAAUUGUGAUUAUUUGUAACAGGUUCUCUAGUAGCAAAGUCAAAGUAGAACUUGUUAUUUUUUUUUUAAAUUUGUUUGUUCAUGUGGACAGUUUGGUUAUAUUUUUCAUGUGCAAAGUGUCCAUUGGAUUUAGUGCCUAUAUUGUUUGUAAAUUCUUCAUGUGUA